GACAAGCCUUGCCAAAGGGCAAGCCCUUGCAAAAGGACAAGCCCUUGCCAAAGGACAAGCCCUUGCCAAAGGGAAAGCCCUUGCCAAAGGGCAAAUCCUUUCAAAAGGACAAGCCCUUGCAAAAGGACAAGCCCUUGCCAAAGGGCAAGCCCUUGCCAAAGGGCAAGCCCUUGGGAAAGGGCAAGCAUCUCCCCAGCAGUGGCAGCAAGCCCUUGAAAAAGGACAAGCCCUUGAAAAAGGGCAAGCUGUGUGCUAAGAACCUCAACAGACUUGGCAAUCUUUCUUUGCAAGAGAAGGUUGCUGCAGUUUGUGAGGAGCAAGUGAUGAUGACAGGAAACCCCUUGCAAAAGGGCACUGCCACCUUAGCCCUGGAGCUCUUUGGACAUCCCUUGGGAAAGGGAAAGGUACCAGCACUGAUCCUUGCAAAAGGACAAGCCCUUGCAAAAGGACAAGCCCUUGCCAAAGGGCAAGCCCUUGCCAAAGGGCAAGCCCUUGCCAAAGGACAAGCCCUUGCCAAAGGGCAAGCCCUUGCCAAAGGGCAAGCCCUUGGAAAAGGACAAGCCCUUGCCAGAGGGCAAGCCCUUGCCAAAGGGCAAGCCCUUGCCAAAGGGCAAGCCCUUGCCAAAGGGCAAGCCCUUGCAAAAGGACAAGCCUUGCCAAAGGGCAAGCCCUUGCAAAAGGACAAGCCCUUGCCAAAGGACAAGCCCUUGCCAAAGGGAAAGCCCUUGCCAAAGGGCAAAUCCUUUCAAAAGGACAAGCCCUUGCAAAAGGACAAGCCCUUGCCAAAGGGCAAGCCCUUGCCAAAGGGCAAGCCCUUGGGAAAGGGCAAGCAUCUCCCCAGCAGUGGCAGCAAGCCCUUGAAAAAGGACAAGCCCUUGAAAAAGGGCAAGCUGUGUGCUAAGAACCUCAACAGACUUGGCAAUCUUUCUUUGCAAGAGAAGGUUGCUGCAGUUUGUGAGGAGCAAGUGAUGAUGACAG
Cladocopium goreaui is the source of this 978-nucleotide messenger RNA. The record is from the annotation of a GenBank genome assembly. NCBI's taxonomy places the organism in Eukaryota, Dinophyceae, Suessiales, Symbiodiniaceae.